Olea europaea var. sylvestris is the source of this 1554-nucleotide messenger RNA. RefSeq names its product peroxidase 19-like. Gene Ontology annotation, molecular function: heme binding; peroxidase activity. The record is from RefSeq and is a predicted model, not a curated record. The coding region runs from base 444 to 1487 and encodes 347 amino acids. Gene Ontology annotation, biological process: hydrogen peroxide catabolic process; response to oxidative stress. The transcript is spliced from 3 exons. Lineage: Eukaryota; Viridiplantae; Streptophyta; Magnoliopsida; Lamiales; Oleaceae.
GGGUAAAGUUUACGCCAUCCACCAAUAAAUUUCUUAGAAAGAGCCACGCAAAAUGCAGUAAACUUAUUUUUUAAGAUAGAAUGUUUGAUAUUCCUAGACAUUAUUGAAGAAGAAAAAGAAGUUCUCUAGUCGUUUUAUUAUACUGUUUAGCCCAAUGAGUACUGUGUGCUAAUAGAGGAAAUAAGUCGAGCAGUAAUGCAUUCAUGGUUUUAUUCCUUUUAUGACACGGAUUAUACUUUUUCCUGCAGUUUUCUUCCAUUUCACGAGGGCUUGUGUGUGUGUGUGUGUCUGUGAAAAUUUAAUUUUUCACAACUUCUGGGCCUCACGGUCACGGGAUUUGAUUCUCUCAUUAACGUGACAGGUUUUUUUCUCCCAGUGACACUCACUUCAAUAAUAUUUGCUAAUUUGUCCUAGAACAUUGCUCUCUAAAAAAAAAAACUGCCAUGUCUGUCUCUUCCAAUUCAUUCCCUGUUAUCAUUUUCGUGCUCAUUUUCCUUUUCCUUGUUACAUUGGCUAUACACUCAUUCCCCAAGUCCACGGCCAACACCACUGGCCGGCCGCCACGACAACUCUCUGUCGAUUACUACGCCAAAUCCUGCCCUCUGGUCGACCAGCUUGUUGCAUCCGUAACCUCCCUGCAAUUCAGAGAAGCGCCGGUAUCUGGUCCAGCCACCAUUCGCCUCUUCUUCCAUGAUUGCUUCGUUGAGGGAUGUGAUGCAUCAGUACUUAUUAAAACAAGAAUGGGAAGCAAAGAAUUAUCAGAGAAGGACGCAGAGGAUAACAAGGAACUAGCAGUGGAGGCAUUUGAUAGCAUAAAGAAGGCCAAAUCAUUGGUGGAGAGCAAGUGCCCUGGAGUUGUAUCCUGCGCAGAUAUACUUGCAAUUGCUGCCAGAGAUUUCGUCCAUUUGGCUGGAGGUCCAUAUUAUCAAGUGAAAAAAGGAAGGUGGGAUGGAAAAAUUUCCAUGGCAUCAAGAGUCCACUCCAACCUUCCUCAAGCAAAUUCAACAGUGGACGAACUUAUUUGGCUCUUUAAAUCCAAAGGCUUAACACUCGAAGACCUAGUCGUCCUCUCGGGUGCACACACCAUUGGUUUUGCCCACUGCCAUCAUUUUCUCAGUCGCAUAUACAACUACAAAGGCACCAAGCAACCCGACCCAAAUAUUGACUCAAGACUCCUGAAGGCCCUCAAAAUGUCAUGCCCACAAUUUGGAGGGAAUUAUGAUGUUGUUGCACCAUUUGAUGUGAAAACCCCUUUUGCAUUUGACAAUGCAUAUUAUGGGAAUUUGGAGGCUAAAUUGGGCUUGUUGGGUUCUGAUCAAGCUCUGUUUUUGGACCCAAGAACAAGGCCCUUGGUUCAAAAUCUGGCAAAGGAUAAAAAGAAGUUUUCCCAGUUAUUUGCUGCUGCUAUGGAUAAAAUGGGAUCCAUUGGGGUGAAGAGGGGAAGGAAACAUGGAGAGAAAAGAAAAGAUUGUAGUAUGCAUCUGUGAUAACUGUUUUUAUUUUCUUUAUUUUUUCUUGGGUUUGAUAAUGUUAAUGGAUGAUUGAUUUUAAUUU